Molecule: messenger RNA, 2095 nt
Organism: Cryptococcus deneoformans JEC21
Lineage: Eukaryota; Fungi; Basidiomycota; Tremellomycetes; Tremellales; Cryptococcaceae
Product: long-chain acyl-CoA synthetase, putative
Exons: 6
Coding region: 455-2065 (536 amino acids)
Biological process (GO): fatty acid metabolic process
Molecular function (GO): medium-chain fatty acid-CoA ligase activity
Source: RefSeq, a predicted model, not a curated record
UUAUAUUCUAUACUGGGUGAUAAUGGAUUGCAGAAACGAAAUAAUAAUAAAUUAUAAAACUGUUACGGCCGACGACCUGGCUACUGAGAAGCAAUGGACAAUCAAUAAUCAUCUAUUGUAUACAUACAAGUACGGAGUUUUCCACGUCCUUGAACCGCCUAAAGACUGUCAUCUGCAUAUACUCCGGGAACCCCGUCACGAAGUCCAUUUGUUCGCGUUGAGAUUAGGAGAUCCGAGAUACGAAUCGGCAUCGGUAACCUAGAUCGGCAUCUCAGGUUCAUUCGUUGGUGUUCGCCCUCGCUUCUUGCUGCUUAUUGGGCUAUGUCGCUGUUCUGUCUUGUAGUGCCGGUUUACACUACUCAAUCUCUCAAAAGUCCAACCCCUCAACCCCUCCAACCAUUCCAGCAUCUCAUACAUAAUACUUGGUGUCUAUCUGGUACUAAGUCGUUCAGUCAUGACUUCUCUCAACUCCUUUCCUCUACUCGAGCGCAUAAUUGCUCGUGCUCAGUCCGCCCCUGCAUCCGAGGCCAUUGUGGAUGUCCCCCAUUCUCUCACCGUCACAUAUUCGGAACUAUGUGGCGAUAUCCUCUCUCUCGGCUCUAUCCUUACGUCUUUUCUCUCGGUGCCCGAAACUCGAGUCGUCGUUCUUUGCGACAAGGGCUACCUUGUUCCCCUCAGCAUGUUGUCCAUAUGGACAGCAGGAGGACUGAGCGUCCCAGUUCUACCUUCUUUGCCUCUUCCAGAGCAAGCUUACAUGGCGACUAAUAGCGACGCUAGCCUUGUCAUUUGUGAUGCUAAUAAUAAACCCCGCGCGGAUGAGCUCAAGGCAGAUAUGGAGAAAGAGGGCAUAAAGACAACGGUACUUGAGAUCAGUUUGAAUGGGGUGAGAAAGGCAGCUUACGACAAAAGUGGUGUUGAAACCCUCAGCAAGAUGUCAGAACUCCAUAGCGAGAGAAGGGCCAUGAUGCUCUUUACUAGUGGUACUACCGGUCGACCUAAAGGCGUAGUCACACGACACUCGGCUCUCGGGGCCCAGGUAUCUGCCGUUGUCCAGUUCUGGCGCUGGACCUCGACCGAUAACCUCCUUCACAUCUUACCGCUCAACCAUUUGCACGGCAUUGUCGUUGCUCUUCUUCCCGCCCUCUGGGCCGGGGCGACCGUUGAGCUCUGGGAAAAGUUUGACGCUCGAGGCAUUUGGAUGAGAUGGAUUAAUAAUGAGGGUAAAACCCCUAUAACUAUGUUCUUUGGUGUUCCUACACUCUACUCUCGAUUAAUCCAGUCUCAUCCCAUGCUGCCCAAGGAGCUUCAGCCGAUUGCUUCGGAGGCUUCAUCCAAGUUGCGUCUGCAAGUUUCAGGCUCUGCUCCCCUCCCUGAAAGCAUUAAAAAAACGUGGGAAAAGGAGGGAGGUAUUGGAGGCGGACAAGUAUUGUUGGAGCGAUACGGAAUGACAGAAACAGGCAUAAUUGCUAGCACCGGCUGGGAGAAUGACAAGAGAGUGAAAGGACAUGUCGGUUACGCUCUUCCUGGAACCGGAAUUCGACUAUGGAAUGAAGACUUGAAUCAGUCCAUCACUGCCUUCGACACUCAAGGUGAAAUUCAAGUGCGUGGUCCAUCCAUCACAACAGAGUACUGGCGCCUUCCUGAGGCCACAGCCAAAGAAUUUGUGGACGGCUGGUUCAAAACUGGUGAUAUUGGUGUGUGGUCUUCAGAUACUGCAGCUCAGAAUCAAUUGAAGGUGCUAGGGAGGAAGAGCACCGACAUCAUCAAAAGUGGCGGAGAGAAAAUUAGUGCGGUGGAGAUUGAAAGAGCCAUCUUGGAACUCCCCGGUAUGAAAGAUUGCGCAGUCAUGGGUGUUGAAGACGAGGAAUGGGGUCAGAUCGUUUCGGUAUGUUUGGUAACCUCCCGUCCGAGCGUGACAGUCAAUGAGAUUCGAAACGAGCUUCGAAGCGUCCUUGCGCCGUACAAGCUCCCAAAGUUGCUCAAGCUUUACGAGGGUGAAAUCCCGCGAAAUAACAUGGGAAAGGUAAAUAAGAAGAAGCUUGUUUUGGAGGCCUUCCCUAAAUGAAUUGUGAGAUAUAUCAGGAUAUGCUUACAG